AGGGGAUCCCAGUCUUUGCAGUUGUUCUACAACUCACAGGGAAUCAAGUAAUCGGACUCCGACCUUGAACUUAGGGGAGGGGUGGAAAGGUGAGAAAACUGGGCAGAGUGACCUGGGUCCUGAAGGAAGAGGGGACAGGAAGACUCCUGAGGUUCCUGUGGAGAAUCGAACUGGACACAAGGGUGAAGGUGGGUCUGGACCCGCCCCUCCUCAGCUUCCUAUAAGGGCAGAAGACCAGGAACUGCAGGUUCACACACCAUGAAGCCAUCCGCAAGACAGGGCACCUUUCUGCUGUCCUUCACUCUGCUCUGCACCCUCUUGGACCUCGGAUGGCCUCUAAGCUGCGAGGUGUGUAAAGGCUCCGGGCACACGUGCAGCGGAAAAAUGAAGACUUGCGAGGCUGGCAAGGACGCAUGCGUGGUUCUCGUGAGCGAGUCCAGCACAAAGGGCCGGCAGGCGGUGAGCACAUUUAAGGCCUGCAUGAAGUUCAGCGACUGCUACUCGGGCUUCGUAUCUACCACCAUGGGCCCCAAUGACUACAUGGUAUCGAAUGCACACUGUUGCCAGAGUGACGGCUGCAAUCGAGGCUCUGUGCCCCCUCCCGAGAACAAUCGUACUGAGAAUGGCCUGAUGUGCCCCUCCUGCAUCGUGCCCUUCCAGGAGACGUGCCCGGGAACGCAGGCAGCCCGCUGCGUUGGCCAGGAAACCCACUGCAUCUACUUUGCUGGCAAUGUGCAGGCUGGUAUCUUCAACACCAAAUUUGCCACUCGAGGCUGUGCUACAGAGAGUGCCUGCUACACAAAGGCUGGGGCCGAGGUGCCCUCAGCUUCCUACCUCUACUUCCUCCGCCGGGCAGACUGCCUUCCAGCUCCCUAUCCCCCUGGUCGGGCUGAGUGAAGAACUGAGGAAUAUAUGGCUUGAGGUCCCCAUUUGUCCCAGUCUGCAGCUUCCCUAUAAAUUAAACAAGUUAUCAGAACAAGCCUGAGUACUUGUGACAUGACUCAUCUUGGGGAGGUGGGAUGCAGAGGGUACAGGUCUUAACCCUCUUUUCAAAGGAUAGAGGGAAGACCUUGCAUUUUAUUAAGGAACUCUCUUUGCCAGGCCCUUCUGCUAAGUGUUUUCUAUGCUGUACCUCAAUUUAUGAUCACAAAUCUAUGGAAUUGAUAUUAUACCCACUUUUCUGAUGGACAAACUGAGGCAGAUUGUGGAUACCACUUGCCUAGGGUUUAACAAGUAGGAAAGGUCAGAACCCUGAUUUGAACCUGAGUCUGUCAGACUCUGGAGUUCUUGAUUACUUUUUGCCUGUUUUCACGUCUACAAAAUGUAAAUAAUAGUUAUAACCUUACAAGGUUUUUGUAAGAGGUAAAUGAAAGAACACUUUAAAUCACUUAGUACAGUGCCUUCCACCUUGAAGAGAAUGAUGGUCCUGUGAGCAAUAUGUCUAAGUAAAUACUAAUUAUCAUAAUGGCUGCCACCUACUGAGUGGCCAUCAGUUUGCAGGCACUAAACCCUGGCACCAGUUGGGACAGACUAGAUUAUGUUAUGAUGACAAACAAAUCCCUAUUUUGUGGUUUAAAACAACAAAGUUGCCAGGUGUGGUGGCACACACCUAUAAUCCCAGGAAUUCAGGAGGGAGCACAGAAAGUUCAAGGUCAGCCUCAGCAAUUUAGCAAGACCUGUGACAAAGCAAAAAAUACAAGAGUUGGGAUGUAACU
This is a messenger RNA of Sciurus carolinensis (gray squirrel), 1715 nucleotides long. RefSeq names its product phospholipase A2 inhibitor and LY6/PLAUR domain containing (gene Pinlyp). Gene Ontology annotation, molecular function: phospholipase inhibitor activity. Gene Ontology annotation, cellular component: extracellular region. NCBI's taxonomy places the organism in Eukaryota, Metazoa, Chordata, Mammalia, Rodentia, Sciuridae. The coding region runs from base 259 to 897 and encodes 212 amino acids. The transcript is spliced from 6 exons. The record is from RefSeq and is a predicted model, not a curated record.